Molecule: messenger RNA, 3200 nt
Organism: Aphanomyces astaci
Lineage: Eukaryota; Oomycota; Saprolegniomycetes; Saprolegniales; Verrucalvaceae
Exons: 5
Coding region: 24-3158 (1044 amino acids)
Biological process (GO): regulation of transcription by RNA polymerase II
Cellular component (GO): nucleus
Molecular function (GO): protein binding; RNA polymerase II cis-regulatory region sequence-specific DNA binding; DNA-binding transcription repressor activity, RNA polymerase II-specific
Source: RefSeq, a predicted model, not a curated record
CAAUCGUCGCGGUAUUAUUGUAGAUGUUUUGGAAGAAGACAGACGAGCCGAAGAAAGCAUCGCGUGCGAGGGCGGCCCCACCUUCCCAGAGAAGCGGCGGCAAUGAUGACUUUGACUUGGCCCAAUUUGGCAUCAAACCUGUGAGCGACAAGGACGUGGAAGCUGAAAUGGCCAAGAUGAUGGCCGAGAUCUCGAACGGGUCGUCUGGGGACAUGGAUGCAUCGGACGACGAGACGGAACUCAUGCGUCAGAUUCAACAGAUCGGCGUCGACGUUUAUCCAUCGUCCCUUCGGGCAGUGUCCUUGUCCAUGGGCUCUAUCCACUCGAACGACGAAAACGACGAUGACGGAGAACUAAGCGACUCAUGCUUGGACGACCCGCACCUCCAAGCCGAGCUACAAGGGAUUCUUGGCACAGCGAAGAAUACACCUUCCAGUCGCGAGGACGAUGAACGACUCCGACUCCAACACCUCGUCGAGUCGGAGAAGCAAAACGCGAUCAACCUCAAGCGGCAGGGGCACAUCCACGGCGCGUUAGAGGCCAUGCGGGUUAUGAAGGCGUACGAAGCGCAGCUCGAAGCCCUAGGUCCUCCUGUUUCGGCUCCUCCUUCCCAGCGGCGGCGUCCAGUGGCGGCGGCCACGUCUGCGCUGUCCCCCACCAUCGACGACGACGACGACGACAACCAUCACACCAUUGAAGUGACCGACGACGAUUUAAACAAUCCAGAGUUCGACGCCAUGCUGAAUGGUGGUGGAGCAAGUACAGUCAAGUCCAAAGCAGCAGCAGCAGCAUCGGCCACGCCACCACAAGCUGCUGCAGUGGACGUCCACGACAACGACACUGUCGACAGCGUCCAAGCGCAGAUCGCCGCGCUAAAGCGCGAGGCAAUGGCAUUGAAGCAUGCCAACAACAUUCCGCAGGCGCUGGCGAUGCUCAAACAGGCGCGGGCAAUGGAACCCAAGCUCGUCGAGCUCAUGCAACGACGACACGCACCUCCACUUUCCCCAGGCGUUCCGACCAUCCCAAGUGAUUCUUCACAUGCCAACGCACUUGAAUCUCGUGGACAACAAGAGGGUCCACAUGAGAUGGCCACGUCGUGCACUGAUUCAGACAAAGAAGAAGAAGGAGAAGCGAUUCACGUGACCGAUGACGACUUGGACGAUCCCCAGUUUGAUGCCAUGUUACAACACAUAGAUCAAGGCAAAGACACAGAACGAUCGAAGAGUACUGCUUUGGACGACGCACUGGACGACGACAUUGCCGCGUUGAAACACCGCGCCAUGCAGUUGAAGCAAGCGAAUCGGGUGCCGGAAGCAUUGGCGAUGCUGAAACGAGCACGGGCGAUCGAAGUCAAGGCUACCCACCGACAUACCGCGGACCUGCCACCGUCGUCCGCCGACGCGGACAUGGUGUCGUCGUCGGUUGUGGGGAAUCCUGACACGAUCACGCUUUCAGUGGAUGCGAUCAAUAAAGUACCCACGCACGAUGACAUGUCCAGUGAUCACGUCAUACUCGCUGAGACGGGGGGUUCUUUGGCCGUCGCCGACGACAACACGAUUGAGGACAUUGCCCUUCGCCCGCGCACGUCAUCGUCUCAGUUGAUUGACGAAUUCGAAGAAGAAGAAGGCGAGCCGUUUCAUGAUGCCGUGUCUGCCCCGCCGCCGCCAUCGUCCUCUAUCAUGUCUGUGCAGGAGCAAGUAAACGCGGCCAAGACACUCGCGGUGGCGCUCAAGAAGCAAGGCAACAUCCAUGACGCCUUGGUGCAGUUGCGCCUCGCUAAGGACCUCGAAGCAACCCUCCAAGCCAAUUCUGGAGCAACGUUGUACGACCAGCAGCAACGAGCGAAUGCGUUCGAGUCGAUUGAGAAGCAACUGGUCGAGUUUGGCAAUGAAUGCCGCGUCCAAGCCACGCGCCUGCUGUCCAUCGACCGCGGACGCGCCCAAGAACAGCUGAAUCUGCACAAAACGUACGUGGCUGCCCUCGAGACGCUGCGCGCCGCCCGCGCCGACCCGCGCCAGCCGCCGCCGUCGACACAUGUCGAGGAACGAGUCGACAUGGAGGAACAUGUGAACGUUGAUGUGCCCGUCGAUCGCGUCCAGCUCAGCGUGCUGCAAAUGCGAUCGACGUCGCCGGCCACGACGGCCAAAGACUUGUUUGUGAAGCUCCUGUUGAACGUUCCGUCUCAGAAUCCGCACGAACUGACGACGGCGACCGCGCGCGGGUCCGCCGCCGGCCUCUACACGUACAACGCCGUGUCUGUAUUCCCUAUCCAGCGCAACCGCGGCCUGCAAAAACUCGUCGAGCUGCGAAAAGCCCAAGUCGAAGUGUUUACGGCCGCGGGGUUCUUCACGCCGGCGCAAUCCGUGGGCAAAGUGACGUUGCCGCUCAGUCCCCUGCUUACGGCGGCUGAGAUCCAUUGCUGGCUGCCCGUCAUGGUCAAUCGGCGGCCCUGUGGCCUGGACGUGCAGAUUCGCAUCAAGUUGAACGUGCCCCUGCGAGACAAGGAGUUCCGACCGGUCAAGACGCGAGUGUUUGUUGUGGACUCGUAUCCGCCGCCAGUGGGACCAACAACCCAACAGACCCCGGCGACAACACCCCCAGCCAUUCCUGUGGACGUGCGAGCCAUUGCUGCAGCAGCCCCGCCCCCAUCGACAGUCGCCAAGCGAAAGGCGUCGGUGGUGUCAGAGAGAACGACCGACGACGACGAGGACGACGACCCGCAUGCUGUCGACAAGAUUGUCAGCUACGAUGUCAUUUGCCAAGAGGUGGCUAAACUGGAGGAGAAGAUUCAGGGGGGAUUGAAUGCUCCGGCGUUUGUGGAUCGCUUCGAGUCGUUGGCGUUGAAAAAGCAGCUGUUGGAGAUCGACAUCCAGACGGGCAAGCUGACGGAAGCCAUGUACGUGGACCUGUUGAAUGCAGCCAUCAUCACGGACACGGCGCUGGCGCGCUCCCUCCAUCAUCAAGGUACGAAGAAACAACAUGUCCAAUUUGUUGGUUUCGUGUGGUUUCAUAUGUGGUGCCGGAGUGGACGAGGUCACUGGCGGCUAUAUGACGAUGUAGGUCGCAAGUUGGACGGCGCGAGGGUGCUCCACCGUGUCAAGGUCAUGCAACAGGAAGUAGCGUCCGCGACGACGACGGCACCACCCGAAGAGUCAUAGGAAUACCAGUCGUAAUAAACACAUGUCUGUGAAUCAACAGCA